UUCCUCCCCAUUGCAUCAUAUUGUCACCUACCGGUAACCGGCUUAUAGUGCAGCCCACACAAGGGCUCGGAGGAACGGAAGCGAAACAGAGAAGCUCGGGCUGGUUACACAAUGUCUCAGCAGGUGCCUGAGACCAUUAACUUCCCUUCAGAGGAGGAAAAGAUUCUGGAACUGUGGAAAUCGCUGGACUGUUUCCAAGAAUGCAUCAAGCAGUCAAAGAAUCGACCCAGAUACACUUUCUAUGAUGGACCACCCUUUGCAACAGGCCUCCCUCACUAUGGACAUAUACUUGCCGGUACAAUUAAGGAUAUUGUUACAAGAUUCGCUCACCAGAGUGGAUUCUAUGUAGAGAGGCGGUUUGGCUGGGACUGCCACGGUUUACCUGUGGAAUAUGAGAUUGAUAAGACACUUGGAAUUAAGGGACCUGAAGAUGUAGCUCGAAUGGGAAUCGCUGAGUAUAACAAACAGUGCCGUGGGAUUGUUAUGAGAUACUCACAGGAAUGGGAGACUAGUGUGACAAGGCUAGGUCGUUGGAUUGAUUUCAAGAACGACUACAAGACCCUAUAUCCGUGGUUCAUGGAAACGGUCUGGUGGGUCUUUAAACAGCUGUAUGACAAAGGACUUGUGUACCGAGGUGUUAAGGUGAUGCCAUUCUCCACUGCGUGCAACACUCCACUGUCCAACUUUGAGGCCAAUCAGAACUACAAAGAUGUCCAGGAUCCUUCAGUCAUUGUCACCUUCCCACUAGUCGAGGAGCCAAAUGUAUCACUUGUAGCUUGGACUACUACCCCAUGGACACUGCCUAGCAACUUAGCAUUGUGUGUUAAUCCUGAGCUGAUCUACAUUAAACUGAAAGAUAAGUCCAAUGGGAAUAUGUACAUACUGAUGGAAGCCCGGCUGUCUUCCUUGUACAAAGGUGAAAAUGAAUAUGACAUUUUGGAAAGAUUUCCUGGAAAGGCUCUGAAAGGAAAGCAGUACAAGCCAUUGUUUGAAUACUUUAAAAAGGCUGCAGAUAGAGGGGCCUUUACAGUUCUGACAGAUAAUUAUGUAAAGUCUGAAGAAGGCACAGGGGUUGUACACCAGUCUCCAUACUUUGGAGCUGAUGAUUACAGGGUCUGUAUGGACUUUAAUAUCAUACAGAAGGAUUCUGUGCCAGUGUGUCCUGUUGAUGCGUCUGGCUGUUUCACACAGGAAGUGACUGACUUUGCAGGACAAUAUGUCAAGGAUGCAGAUAAGAACAUUAUAAAGUUACUAAAGGAGCGUGGGCGCCUUGUGCAUAGCAGUACAUACAAGCACAACUACCCAUUCUGCUGGAGAUCAGAAACUCCUCUCAUUUACAAAGCUGUCCCGAGCUGGUUUGUAAGAGUUGAGCACAUGGUUGAAAAAUUGCUUCAAAACAACAGUCAGUGCUACUGGGUACCUGAAUUUGUGAGGGAGAAGAGGUUUGGUAAUUGGUUGAAGGAUGCAAGAGACUGGGCUAUAUCCAGGAACCGGUACUGGGGGACACCCAUUCCAUUGUGGGUUAGCGAGGACUAUGAAGAGGUUGUCUGUGUGGGCUCUAUAGCCGAGUUAGAAGAGCUGAGUGGCGUGAAAGUGACAGAUUUACAUCGGGAAAGUGUGGACUGUAUCACUAUCCCCUCACGGCGUGGGAAGAGCCCACUGCGACGUGUUAAUGAAGUCUUUGACUGCUGGUUUGAGAGUGGCAGCAUGCCCUAUGCCCAGGUACACUACCCUUUUGAGAACAGAAGGGAGUUUGAAGACAGUUUUCCUGCUGACUUUAUUGCUGAGGGAAUUGACCAAACUAGAGGAUGGUUCUACACACUUCUGGUGCUUUCCACAGCUCUGUUUGGCCAGCCACCAUUCAAGAAUGUCAUAGUGAAUGGUCUGGUCCUGGCCAGCGAUGGUCAGAAAAUGAGCAAAAGCAAAAAAAAUUACCCAGACCCAAUGAACGUAAUCCAUAAUUAUGGAGCAGAUGCACUCCGACUGUACCUUAUUAAUUCCCCUGUGGUAAGAGCAGAAAACCUACGUUUUAAAGAAGAGGGUGUCCGAGAUGUGUUGAAAGAUGUUUUCCUGCCGUGGUACAAUGCCUACCGCUUUCUAAUGCAAAAUAUUUACAGGCUGCACAAGGAAGAGAAUAUCCAGUUCCUGUUUAAUGAGAACACUGCAAAGCCAAGCAGCAACAUCAUGGACAAAUGGAUUAUUUCCUUCACUCAAUCACUCAUCCAGUUUUUCAAGUCUGAAAUGUCAGGAUACAAAUUGUACACUGUGGUUCCUCGACUUGUAAAGUUUGUAGACAUGCUCACAAACUGGUAUGUGAGGAUGAAUCGCAGAAGGUUAAAGGGUGAGAACGGCACAGAAGACUGUAUGAUGGCAUUGGAGACAUUGUUCAGCAUUCUAUUCUCCAUGUGCAGGUUAAUGGCCCCCUUCACCCCAUUCAUCACCGAAAUGAUGUAUCAAAAGCUAAGGCUACUGAUUGAUCCAACCUCAAUGCAAGAUAAGGACACGCAGAGCAUUCAUUACCUCAUGCUACCUGCAGGCAGAGAGAACUUGAUUGACAAGAAGAUUGAGAGUGCUGUGUCCCGCAUGCAGUCAGUCAUUGAGCUUGGGCGAGUGAUUCGUGACCGGAAGAUCCUACCAGUCAAGUAUCCAUUGAAAGAAGUGAUUGUCAUCCACCAGGACCCAGAAGCCCUAUCAGAUAUAAAGUCCUUGGAGAAGUACAUUGUGGAGGAGCUGAAUGUAAGGCAAGUAACCGUGUCCACCAACAAGGACAAAUAUGGGAUCCGUUUAAGGGCGGAACCAGACCACAUGGUACUUGGAAAACGUCUGAAAGGGGCUUUUAAAUCUGUCAUGUCUGCUAUCAAGGAACUUAAAAGUGAUCAGCUGGAAGAGUUCCAGAAAACAGGCACAAUACUAGUGGAAGGGCAGGAGCUUCAUGAAGAGGACCUCCGCUUACUAUACACCUUUGAUCAGGUGGCAGGAGGUGAUGCACAGUUUGAAGCUCAUUCUGAUGCCCAGGUAUUGGUUCUACUGGAUGUUACACCAGACCAAUCUAUGGUGGAUGAAGGUGUUGCAAGAGAAGUGAUUAACCGCAUCCAGAAACUAAGGAAAAAGGGAAAUUUAGUUCCCACUGAUGACAUCACCAUCUACUACCAGUCGCAGCCCAAAGGAGAUUACUUGCAGUCUGUAAUUGAGAGGCACACAGACUUCAUUUUAGCCACUGUCAAGUCUCCUCUUAAACCUUACCCAGUGCCAGCCUCAUCUGUAGUUAUUAUUAAGGAAACGACCCAGUUGAAAGGCUCAGAUCUGGAAAUAACACUAGUGAAAGGAUCAUCGGAGGCUGCAGAAGAGGCAUCUGGACCAGCAUGCACCUUUGUCAAUCUACAGAUAGCUGUUAAUGGUACAGAACAAAGGGGCUUUCUUCUGUUGGAGAACCCAAAAGGGGAUGCCAUAGCUAGCCUUCGUGAGUUAAAAAAUGCUGUCUGUGGGAUAUUCAAACUGCAGACUACCCAGCUGACCAUUUAUAAUGGGAAUAAAGAGCUGCUCGAUGUCAACCUGCAGAGCUUGAAUGGGAAGACUCUAUAUGUUACAUCUGGAUCUCCCUUAGAUCUGUCUAAACUAGGAAGCCCAGUUGUCUGCCAGUAUGUGAACCUAAGCCUUCUGGACACGGAUAAGCAAGGGACACUGCUUUUAGAAAAUCCCGUUGGCCAGAAUGGUCUGACUUACACAGGGCUUCUCCAUGAAGUAGCUAAAGUUUUUGGGCUCAGGAGCCGACGGUUCAGACUGUUCUUUGAUAGAGCACUGAAUGAAGAAUUAUCACAAGGUGUUGCUCUGCCAAGCCUUAAUACGAAGACCCUUUAUGUCAACGUCUUACCGACGACAGCAGAGUGCUAGCAAGCUCCUUCUACCAGAUGUCACAACUGCACACACGGAUCAAAGUGAAGUCAUCAACAGACUUUGAUUGUACUGAAUUCACCCUGGGGUUACAAUAGCCCUUUCUGCAUUUGUUGUGCUGUCACCCUUUUAGUGCCCUUACAAUUCUUUGUCCAAGGAAAAGUUGAAUAACCACAUGUGUAUCUAUUUCAAUGCACCUGUUUUAAAUAUCGAUCUGUGAUAAGAGAUAGCUGAUGCCUAUUAAUAAUGUGGAGAAGUGUAUUUAUUAACCAAGGUGUUUUCUCCAUCUUCCAGGCAAAAUCUGUUGACUGCCAUUGCUUUGUUUUUUGGAUUUGAGGCAUUAUCUAGCAUGUGAAUGGGGAUACAUCUGAUAUUAAACUUUUUCAUGAAA
Molecule: messenger RNA, 4282 nt
Organism: Pelobates fuscus (common spadefoot toad)
Lineage: Eukaryota; Metazoa; Chordata; Amphibia; Anura; Pelobatidae
Gene: IARS1
Product: isoleucyl-tRNA synthetase 1
Exons: 34
Coding region: 112-3891 (1259 amino acids)
Biological process (GO): isoleucyl-tRNA aminoacylation
Molecular function (GO): aminoacyl-tRNA deacylase activity; isoleucine-tRNA ligase activity; tRNA binding
Source: RefSeq, a predicted model, not a curated record